Lates calcarifer (barramundi perch) is the source of this 1198-nucleotide messenger RNA. RefSeq lists its product as uncharacterized. NCBI's taxonomy places the organism in Eukaryota, Metazoa, Chordata, Actinopteri, Centropomidae. The record is from RefSeq and is a predicted model, not a curated record. The transcript is spliced from 3 exons. Bases 89 to 949 code for a protein of 286 amino acids.
CUGUCAGAGAGGCUGUAAAAGGAGUCAAAAGUGGCAAGUGUGUCAGUAAUUGCAUUGCCAUGAAGUUUGUGCUGACAUAACUGCAGGGAUGUGCGUACCUCUGGUGGUUUUUCUCAGCGCCCUUGUGCUUCACUCUGUGUCAGCUGGAGGUGCAUAUUGUGCUAAAACAGCAAGAGCUCGUGCUGCUGCCUUGGGUUUGGAUUAUCCUGGAGUCCAUGGAGCCCCUGAUUUUUAUGAAAUGCAGCCUGGCACAAUGCUGUUAAGACCUCAGCCUUAUGAAAACAAUGAUCCUGAAUCAGACAAGACUGAGCCUAACAUGGCCUCCUACAGACAAACUCAACCAGAAGUGAGACUCUUAGCUGUCAGUGCACAUAAACAAGCUUACCCCAGGAGAUCUGAAUCUGCACUUGGCACUCACAACCCAGUUCGAAGAGAAUACACCACCAACCAAGUGCUCAGCUUUCCCAGAGGACAGUCAGUCAGUAACCGCAAGUCAAAUUUUGAGGAGGUCAAGCAUGUUGCCCCACAAACACGAGUUAAAGCCCCAGGCCUGUCUGACCUUGUGUAUUGGGAUCCUCAAGGUCGCAGCAAGCCGUUCUCAUUUGUCUACAAUAAGCAUGACCUUGUCGUUGAUGAGUCUGUCCCAAAUAGACGUGGCAUGUCUCUGAGUGGACUCCCCCUGCCCCAAAGCCAGGGUCAUGGCACUUACCAGAGGGGUCUAACUGGAUUUGGCCUAGGAGGAGAGGUUCCUGUCCUCGCUUCAUCUCGUUUCCCCAACAAAGGCCAUGUCAGAGCAAUGACUGGCCAAACUCCUGUAUUUGGUAGACAGAGGAUUGUGCUCCGUGACCGUCUUCCUCAGUCCUUCCUCAGAAACCUCAAUGUCAGACAGUUUGUUCAAGGUAACCCUGUUCUUAGACCAAAACCAAAAUCAGAUAGAAUAAGUCGUUGACAUCGAGCUCAGCUGUCUUGUCAAAUAGUGUGCCUGUGAGGAGUUAAAGUUAACAGGUAAGCAUUUUUUAAAGGAAGACAGCAUGAUUUCAGAAUCUAUUUGUCUGGUUUUCUCUAACCUCUCCUGAACGAAGCAAUGUCCAACUUCUCUGUGUACCAACUCCUGUAUUGUUGCUUCCUCACUUGUGGUUCUUAAACAAGACACAUCAUACUAUUCCUCCUUGAAUAUAAAAUUUACAAAUGGUUAUAA